Messenger RNA from Erythranthe guttata (spotted monkey flower), 1537 nucleotides. RefSeq names its product protein VACUOLELESS GAMETOPHYTES. NCBI's taxonomy places the organism in Eukaryota, Viridiplantae, Streptophyta, Magnoliopsida, Lamiales, Phrymaceae. The record is from RefSeq and is a predicted model, not a curated record.
CCAGAAAAAGAAUGGAGUACAAACAUUUCAGCCACCAGCACAACUUAACCCUCUACAGAGUAGAGCCAGGUCAGCAAUUCCAAUGCAACGGCUGCCAUUUACCCUGCCAGAAGGACUCCAUUUUCGCGUGCUGGAUGUGCAGCUUCUUCCUCCACGAGCACUGUGGCAAUGCCAACAGGUACGUGAAACACCCAGCACACGCGCCGCACCCACUCGUACUCAUGGUGGCCCCCACCUACUGCAGCGCCACCUUCCUUUGCAACUGCUGCGGUAGGCCCGGCACCGCCCUAUCCUACUGCUGCCCACUCUGCGAAAUCGACCUCCACGUGCCGUGCGCGUACUUGCCUCUGAAAGUGAGCCACGUCAACCACCCGCACGAGCUGUUUCUCAGACUUGGAUCGCAGAUCACCGAGGCCCCCACACAGUACUGCAAGAUCUGCUCGAAUGAGGUGUCUUGUAAGUACUGGAGAUACGUUUGCGAUAAAGAGGAGUGCGAUUUUAGGGUUCAUACGUUUUGUGGUACUACUGAGGUGAACCCGAGUCAGUAUGUGGACGAUGAACCGGACAGCGAAGUGCAGGCCCCGGCUUCGGACAGUGCCCCGACAGCUGAGGAUGUUCUUGCUGAGAUGUUUAAAAUUCAGAUGCAGAUGCAAAUGGCUCAACAAUUGAAUCAGAUGUUUGCUCCGCCGAAAAAUUACCACCAGCACCCUUUGAUUCUCCACAAAAUUCAACCAGGGGAGCAAUUUCAGUGCAACGGAUGCAAUUUACCAUGCGUAAAAGACUCGAUUUUUACCUGCUGGAGCUGCAAAUUCUUCCUCCACGAGCACUGCGGAAACGCGAAUCGGUACGUGAAGCACCCCUCCCAUCCCACCCACCCACUCGUGCUCGUCCCGAUCCCAACCUACUGCAGCGGCGCGUUCAUCUGCGACGCCUGCGGCUCGCCGGGAACCGCCUUCUCAUACUCGUGCCCGCUCUGCGAGGUGGAUCUACACAUCAACUGCGCGUUUUUGCCGCCGACGGUGAUCCACAACGCACACCACCACGAAGUGCAUCUCGGAUUGACACCUGAGAAGCCACACAGUCCGGAUUUCUGCAAACUGUGCCGGAAGGAAUUGAGCUGUAAGAAUUGGUCUUACGCGUGCGAGAAGCCAGAGUGCGAUUUUAGGGUUCAUACUUUUUGCGCUACGAGCGAGGUGAAACCGGGGUUUUAUGGGGAUAAUCAGCCGGAGAAUCAAACUCCGGCCGUCGCUCGUCCGGCGGCGAAUCAGACACCACCGCAGGAGGCGGAGCUUACGCCGGAGGAAAUCAUGCUCGGAAUUGCUCAGAUGAGGAUGGAGUAUAACAUGGCUCACGCAUUGGCAAACAUGAUUGCUUACAAUCCUUAUUAAUAAUUACUCCAUGUUUAAACCCAGAUUAGUGGUGGAUUAAUAAACAACUUAGCAUUGUAAUUACGUAUGUAUGUAUGUAUGUAUUUUUUUUUAAAAUAUAUUUUCAUGUAUUAUAUGCCUUGAUUAAAUGUUAUUCUACGUAUUUGUUU